AUGAGUGACUCUGAAUCUUUGUCUUUAAGUGAAAGCGAUAAUUUUUAUCACAACAGAAAACUCUCAACAAUCACAGCCCCUUCUGAUGUUCUUAAGGAUGUUAUUGAUUCAGAUAAUGAAGACAUUAAUGAUAUUUCUAUGCAUGGAACAAAAGAUCGAACUAUUGCUGGAAAUGAAACAGAAUAUCAAUCUCGAUGGAGAAAAAGAGAAAUAAGUCCUGUUAGAGAGUGUAGAACAUAUAAAGAGCGAAUAAAACAACAUGAAAAAGAAAUGAAAGAGUAUAACGAAAAUAAAGAAAAGCAAGAAGCUGACAAAAGAGAAAAGAAUCUCAAAACUAAAAAAGAACAUCGAGAGAGAAAUAAACAAUACCAUCAAGGUAUUAAAAAAAGAGAGAGAAGUGAUAGCAGACAUAGGUCAUAUACUGAUCAAUACCAUACAAAGCAUUAA
Entamoeba dispar SAW760 is the source of this 447-nucleotide messenger RNA. RefSeq lists its product as uncharacterized. The coding region runs from base 1 to 447 and encodes 148 amino acids. The record is from RefSeq and is a predicted model, not a curated record. NCBI's taxonomy places the organism in Eukaryota, Evosea, Mastigamoebida, Endamoebidae. The transcript has a single exon.